Molecule: messenger RNA, 1751 nt
Organism: Thamnophis sirtalis
Lineage: Eukaryota; Metazoa; Chordata; Lepidosauria; Squamata; Natricidae
Source: RefSeq, a predicted model, not a curated record
GCUGACCCGGGGAACUUUGGGCGCGUCCGCGGCUCUGCUCCUCUGAAGCGCCCGCUCCCUUCCCUCCUGCCGGGCAUGGCGCUGCCUGCAACUGCUUCAUGAUGAUGGUGGUGGUGAUGAUGUUUGGAGUGGUUGUUAUGAUUACUGCUCUGCAUCAACGCCGGGCAUGUGAAAUCCCAAGCAUCAUGCCAGCAACGCGCCUGUUUCUGCUCCGUCCCUUCAGCCUCCUGCUGCUGCUGCUGGGGCCGCAUCUCUUUGUGGGAUCUUUCUCCCUGGGCUCUGCCUCCUCUCCUUCGCCCGCCGAGCGUCCCUCCGUCGCUACGGCGGGGUCUCGGGCAGCGGCGACCAUUCAGGGGGCGUCCGCUUUUCUUGCGGCUUCCUCCUCGCUACUUCCGAGGGAGAAAGGAAGCCCGCAGCCUUUCGCCGCAUCUGUCAGCGUUUGGGAUCGGACGGCAGAUCGAGACGGCGGCAGCGACAGCCCGGACGUUUUGACUAGACAAAAGAAUGUAGAAAGUCCAAACACUGAAGCAAAGAUUUCCACUUCUUAUAUACGGAAUCUAGAUGCAACGAGUACAUCUGGAAAUAAUAAAGUAAGGACGUUGUGGACCAACUUAGCUUCAGCAUCUGUAGCUGCAACAAGAAGUACCACAUCUUACACCAAAAUAAUCAGAUCUGUGACACCACAGUUAUCUCAAAUAAUACAAACCAAACGAGCAAGUGCCUCACAAAAUAUGGCAGAUAUUGCCGAAUCUGAAUCAGUGACUUUGGGGAAGCAUUUUCCCAAGACUGCAAAUUCUCCAUUUUUGGAGGGAAAAAAAUCAGCUAUUGGGAGCAACUACCAUACAGCUAAUACCUGGGAUGAAGACAGCACAAUGUCCAGUUUCCAUAUUCCAGACAUGGACAGUUCAGCAACACUCAGUCAGAGUUCAGAAAGGACUUCCCGCUUUCUUAGAGAGAACUUCACUGGAAAAGAGCCAGCUACUCAAAAACAACUUGCUACAUCUUCUGGUCAGAUCCAAUGGUCAUCUCAUGUAACAUUUCCAAUACUUCAAAGUAGGACAUCAAAUGCCAAACAGCCUGAUUCUUUAACAAGGAUUAUGCUUACUCAGUCUUAUACUUCUCCACAAACUAAUACUCAUCAGUUAAGCAGAAACUCCAACACAGAAAAAAUAAUUUCUAAUUCUGAUAUGGAGUAUAUGACAAUUCUGAACAUAUCCAACAGAAGUGAGGAGAAGAUAUUUCAAACUAUAAGAGACUUCAGCUCUCAACCUUCACAUUCUACAUCUGCAAACUCUAACCUUGAAAUGUCCACCAAUGGGGGGAAGAUACUCCGAACUCUCGGAGACAGCAGCAGUUCUCAAGGUCCACAUUCCACAUCUGCUGUCUCAAAACUUGAAAUGUCCACCAGUGGGGAAAAGAUACUACAAACUGUCAGAAUGAGUGGCAAUUCUCAAGGUCCACAUUCUAUAUCUGCUGUCUCAAACCUUGAAAUUUCCACCAAUGGGGGGAAGAUAGUACGAACACUCAGAGACAUCAGCCGUUCUCAAGGUCCACAUUCCACAUCUGCUAUCUCAAACCUUGAAAUGUCCACCAAUGGGGAGAAGAUACUCCGAACUCUUGGAGACAUCAGCCGUUCUCAAGGUCCACAUUCCACAUCUGCUAUCUCAAACCUUGAAAUGUCCACCAAUGGGGAGAAGAUACUCCGAACUCUCAGAGACAUCACAGAGGAAUGCCAAAUAGGAAAGCUUUGA